Messenger RNA from Anopheles marshallii, 1182 nucleotides. RefSeq lists its product as uncharacterized. The record is from RefSeq and is a predicted model, not a curated record. Gene Ontology annotation, biological process: regulation of transcription by RNA polymerase II; apoptotic process. Gene Ontology annotation, molecular function: RNA polymerase II cis-regulatory region sequence-specific DNA binding; DNA-binding transcription factor activity, RNA polymerase II-specific. The transcript is spliced from 3 exons. NCBI's taxonomy places the organism in Eukaryota, Metazoa, Arthropoda, Insecta, Diptera, Culicidae. Gene Ontology annotation, cellular component: nucleus. Bases 1 to 1182 code for a protein of 393 amino acids.
AUGUCUACUCCGCCGAUCGAUGAUGGCGAUGAUACCGUUGCAGAUGAGGAUAUGUUUGCAACUGAGAAUGCUUCGCAAAUCAGCAUCAUCAACAGUGAGGUGCUGGCGACCCAUAUUUUGCAGUUUGCCGAUGAAGUAAACGAUGACAAUUUCACGAUACCCGCCUUAUCGCAGGAAACAAUACCCGAACUGAAAUUUUCCUUGCCGAGCUCACUGAAUCCGGCCGGCAAAUAUCCGUCGUCCGAAGAUUUCUGUCACGAUGACGUAGCGUGCACGGUGCUCCCAUCUAGCACACAAGGCAGCGGCUUCAUUUAUUCCGACCAGCUCCAGAAGCUGUUCCUCAAAACGGAGAGCACCUGUUCGUUUGACGUAAAGUGUGAGCUGUCCGGUUUGUUUUCGGCCCAGGGAUGGUACGUACGGGUAAUGUUGGUAUCGCUCGCACCGGAGUCACAGCACGAACCGAUCGUACGAUGUCACAACCAUCUUGCCAAAGAUACUGCACCGGAACACGUCAAGAAGCACGUGGUGAGGUGUAGAAACGUACGGCACGAGUAUGUAGGUACCGGGAACGGUCCGUUCUUUGAGGAUCGUUGUGCGGUUCGUGUGCCACUCGAUCCGGAGGAGCUGUGCGUGAAUAUAAUGCUUCAGUUCAUGUGCCAGAACACGUGCUUUCGUGCUAACCAACGGCGUACCGGGUUGGUAUUUACGCUAGAAAACGACCAAGGACACAUAUGGGCGAGGCGUAUGGUGCAAGUUAAAAUCUGCAUCAACUAUCGACGGGAUAUGCAGAACGAGGAGAAUCCCAACAGAGCCCAUCCCACGACCUCGUCGUCCAUUGCUGGAUCGAGCCGUAACGGUUCCGGGCAACGGUAUAAAGCCAGAAAUCAACGGCGCCGACCGCAGACGAGCACCGGACGGGUGGCUCAACCAGUCAUGCGAACAGAUUCAUUCCAUUCACCACCGAACCUGGAACCGUGCCUGGUGGACAUCGAAAUGCCCAACAUGCGCAUGGCCAAACGGCUGAUGGACAUUGCAAUCGGGAUGAUUUCGACGCACGUUUUACGCGCGGAGGAUCCGGAAACGAAAGCUCAGCUAAUGCAGCACAUUGCCAACAUUCGGAACAAACGUGAUAUGUUGGUAGUGUGCAAUAGCCAAUGUAGCGUUGAUAGUGACUUGCUUUAG